GCACUUUACAUUUUCACCUGAAGCAGCACUGGACCCUGCCAUGGCCACGCACAGCCCAUAAGAAUCUGGCAGCAUAUUGCAUGGGCUCAUUGGCUGGUCAUUACACUCUUUACCUAACAUACAUAAUCAUUAUUAGAAGAACAGGCAAUCUGAAUUCUUCAAGUCCGCCCAAACAAUGGUAUCCUGUCAACAAUUUUGGCCCUUGGCGGCCCUCGUGACCCUGCUGAGUGUGGCGACCAUGAGGACGGCCGCUGCAAGCACCGACAUGGUCUACUGCGCAAGCAUCAACACAGCUUCCACCAGUGCCAAUUUUAGCACUUUCCAGUCUGAUGGACUGUGUUAUGAAUUUUGCAUAGACGACUACGCCUUUGCCAUCGUCCAAGAGAACAACUGCUGGUGUAGUAACUACGUGCCAGCUACACAUGUGGACAUAAACGAUUGCGACACCGCUUGUCCUGGCUAUCCCAGCGACACUUGCGGAGGAGACGACCUUUGGGGCUACAUGUCACUUGACAAGUCCCCGUCGGGAACAUCAGGGGCAGCUACCGCGACAACAGCUGCUACCACUACCAAAACCAAGGUUUCCGCCACGGAUAAAGCUACAACUAAAACUCCUAAUGAAGAUUCCACCACAACCGCUGUGCCCAGCAUCUCCGUCGCGACCAUCACCCAAGGGGGGAGUAUCAGCUAUCAAACCGUCACUGUAGUGCCUACAGCCACUCCUGUUUCUUCCGAUACCAGUUCAGCCGAGACAACAUCCAGCAAAAAUGGUCUAUCAACCGGUCAGGCGGUAGGAGUUGCGGUGGGUGUGCUAGGAGGCGUGUUGAUCCUUGCAGCCAUCGGGGUCUUCAUGUGGUUAAGACGCAAGAGAUUGCAACAAGAGGCGGACAAUGAGAACAGUACGCGAGGUAGCUCGGCCGGUAUGAUGAGUACGCCACAGACAGAAAUGGCUUCUGUUUGGGACGGUGACGCAUCGACGAUGGGGCGGAGGAAUAGUCGACUGAUGCCUCAUGACCCGCGGAUGGAUCCUUAUGUCGCCAACAUUUAUACGCGAUUUGACAACAAAAGCCAAGAAAGCGUCAAUACCCUGCGAGACGAUCACGACUAUUCGAGACGAGUACUUCGGACGACGAAUCCCGAUCCAAAUAUUGACUGAUCAGAGUUGGCCACCAGAUUGUAUGCGAAGGGUCAAACACCGUCCUGGAACGGUUGAUGGUGACGUGCGCGAU
Molecule: messenger RNA, 1229 nt
Organism: Pseudomassariella vexata
Lineage: Eukaryota; Fungi; Ascomycota; Sordariomycetes; Amphisphaeriales; Pseudomassariaceae
Exons: 4
Coding region: 176-1156 (326 amino acids)
Source: RefSeq, a predicted model, not a curated record